Molecule: messenger RNA, 964 nt
Organism: Baudoinia panamericana UAMH 10762
Lineage: Eukaryota; Fungi; Ascomycota; Dothideomycetes; Mycosphaerellales; Teratosphaeriaceae
Exons: 2
Coding region: 170-763 (197 amino acids)
Biological process (GO): formation of translation preinitiation complex; translation reinitiation
Molecular function (GO): translation initiation factor activity; mRNA binding
Source: RefSeq, a predicted model, not a curated record
UCACACUCAUCCAGUGCUUGUACUCCAGCAUUCGGGCAUCAGUCGUCAAAGGAGGAGGCGAGUUGAUGCCUUAGGCCCGUCAUAACUGCUCCAACUUCACCUGCGACGUCGCAGCAGCCGUGUGUAGUGUAGCCCUCACGCGAUCUUUGUUACGCAAUCACACGACGACAUGGCGGAGGCUUCAUCCGAAGCGCCUACAGCUGCAGAAGUCCGCCCUCCAAAGCAAGUCAUCUACUGCGGCGUCUGUACGCUGCCACCAGAAUACUGUGAAUACGGCGGCACGCUCAAGAAAUGCGAAGAAUGGUUAUCCAAAGCCCAUCCAGACCUGCAUGACCGGUUAUACUCCGCCGAUGCUACAGCCAAUAGCCUAAGCACCCUCUCGGUGGACGCCCAAAAGCGCGCAGAGAAGGAUGCACAGAAGAAAGCCGCAAAGGCCGAAGCAGCCGAAGCGCGGGAGAGCGAGAAGCGGGCGGCGAGUAAGAUCUACAUCAAGCGUGUUGAGCGGAACAAGCGGAAGUUCGUUACCGAAGUCUCAGGGCUGGAGCAGUUCGGGCUAGAUUUGAAGAAGAUCGCGAAGGAGUUUGGGAAGAAGUUCGCGACAGGGAGUAGUGUGACGAAAAAUGCGGGUGGCACUGGGGAAGAGAUCACCGUUCAGGGAGACGUGAGCGAUGAUAUCUACGACUGGUUGUUGGAGAAUCACGAGGAGAUCCCUGAGGACAACAUCGAGUUGAUCGAGGAUAAGAAGAAGAAGGCGGCGGCAUGAGAGUGUUGUUUUGUGGUAUCAUGACUGUCUACGGGAUAACUUCUGCGCUCUUCAGGCGAGCUGACUAUAUACAUGGGCGGGUGAUACCUCCGAUUGAUGCCAUCAGAGGCUGCUACUGCGCUCACGGCCAGUCAAACACCUCCAGCGGCUUCGUCCACACCUCGGUAUCAAUAUCGCCGUAAUAAUACCGCCCUUCUCUGG